This is a messenger RNA of Apus apus (common swift), 2325 nucleotides long. It is a transcript of the gene TRAIP, whose product is annotated as TRAF interacting protein. The record is from RefSeq and is a predicted model, not a curated record. Lineage: Eukaryota; Metazoa; Chordata; Aves; Apodiformes; Apodidae.
AUGCCCAUCCGCGCCUACUGCACCAUCUGCUCCGACUUCUUCGACAACGAGCGGGACGUGGCGGCCGUGCCCUGCGGACACACCUUCCACUGCGCGUGGUGCCACAGCCGUUUAGCCAGCAGCAGCGCCCGGGCUCACUUCGCCUCCAGCUACCGACAGAGGAGGAAGAGCUUCCAGAGCGAAGGUAGCGUGCGCGUGCUGGAAUGCGGCGUUCCCGUUAGCUGCACCUCUGGUAGGAUUUGUGGAUUUCUAUUCUUAAUUUCUAAGGAGUGGUAUCCUGCUGUCCCCUGGUGAGCUGGGGGGUGGCCCCUGGGAGCAGCGCUCCUGGGUUUUAAGGAUUCACUGUAUGUUCUUUUCUUUUCCUUCCUCAGUCUCAUCCAGUGGUUUGACACAGCACCAAGCCGGACUUGUCCGCAGUGCAGAAUCCAGGUCAGCAAAAGACACAUCAUCAGUAAGCUGUUUUUUGAUGUUGCCCCAGAGGAGCAGACAGCACCAGAUGCAGAGACUUUGCAGAAUGAACUGGACGAGGUGAAGGCUCAGCUCUCCAUGAAAGAGAAAGAAAAGCGGGAAUGCCAGGCCAUUGUGGAUGGGCUGAGGGACACUCUGGAUGUGCGCAAUGCCACAAUAGAGUCGCUUCAAAAAGUGCUGGGAGAGACAGAGGUGCUGUGCUCCUCUCUCAAGAAGCAGAUGAAAUUCCUGGAGCAGCAGCAGGAGGAUAACAGGAGUUCAAAGGAGGAAGCCCGUCGUCUGCGGAACAAGCUGAAAACCAUGGAGCGGAUUGAGCUGUUGCUUCAGAGCCAGCGCCCCGAAGUGGAGGAGAUGAUCAGAGAGAUGGGAGUUGGGCAGGCAGCAGUAGAACAGCUUGCCAUCUACUGUGUCUCCCUGAAAAAGGAAUAUGAAACCUUGAAGGAGGCUCGGAAGAUCUCUAGUGAGAUGACAGAGAAGCUGAAGAAGGAGCUGUUUUUGGUCAAUAACAAGCUACAGAAAACAGUUUCAGAGUUGGAGAAGACAAAGGAGGAAUUAAAAAGCACCCAGAAGGAUCUGAAGAAUGCAGACAAGGAGAUCUUGAGUUUGAAGAAGAAGAUAGACAUCCUGCGGGAUACCCUGAAAGUCCCAUCUGUAACCAGAGAGACACUCAGUCGACUAGUCUUAGAAAGCCCUGCUCCCGUGGACCUGCAGCACCCGAAGCUGCACCGCCCGGCCGACAGCGAUGAGAUCAAUCUAGAUGCCACGUUUGAUGUGGACACCCCUGAACAUCCACCCUGCAAAUCUCUCCUCAGCCCUGCAAAAAGGCGGAAGGUGGAAAAAAAGCCGCCUCCUGUGGUAAAUCUGGCGAAGAAAGUUCUGAAGGAAACAGUGGAGAACUGGGCAGAUGAUCUGGAGGAUGAUGCUCUCAAAGGACUCUUUCCAGCGUUCAUCAGGAACUCUGUUCUCUCCAAGAAGCCAUCUUCGGGGAGCUUGCUGGGUCCCCACAAAAACAUGGGCACUGUGAGGAUGGGCUACAAUGGCUUGGGAGGUAGAACAAAGUUCAUACAGCCUACCAACCUGACAGAGAUCCGUCCCUUAGCAGUGAGGCGCAAGAAGAAGAACAUCUCCAGGCCAGCAUCUGCAGCUCCCUCCACAUCUUCCAGCAGCAGCCAAGCCCGGCUGGACGGUUUCCUGCAGUGAGACCCCUGCCCUCCCUGGGGAGCAGUGGGGCAGGGUGGCUGCAGGGCACAGUCCCUUGCCUAGAGCCUGGCACCAAGCUGGGCAGCCACUGCAGGGGGCUGUUUGCAAAGCACUGAUGCUGCCAUGGGGGUGAGACCAGCUGUCCUGGAGAGAAUCCUGGCCUUGCAGCAAGCUGACAGGAGACCAAAACUCCGGCUAUGCUUGGACUGAUCUACUCCCCUCCUUUUACCCUUCCUUUCUCCUAUUUUCAUACAGAAUAAAAAGGGUUUCUCAUCUUCCAGCCUACUCAGAGCUCUGCAGUUGCUGCUGGGCUUUCUGACAUUGGGUAGGACUGCAUUUCUUGGAUGCAGCUGCAAGGCAGAGAAUGUGGGCAGGAUGUCUGGGAGAUCAGGCUGGAGCAAGAGUGGGGAGGAGGGACCUGGACCAGCUCUAUACCUGGUGUAAAUAGCUCCAAGACAGUUUCCUGGAGGAAGGUGUGUGCAGGGCAGACCAGUGCUGGCCAGCAUUGCUGCAGGGGGUGUGUGUCCAUCACCCAGUUAAUCACCUUCCCUCUUGCAGCCCUGUGUGGGUUGGGCAGACCCACAGACAAGCCUGGGGGAUGUCCUGCCAUGCCCUGGUUUGGGCCAUGGUGUCCCCUGCAUUUCUGCAGACUUGGCA